AGGGGCCUGCCCGCGAGUUUCUUUGCUCGGUGCAUCACUUCCCGCCGCUGCCAUACUCCGCUGCCCGGUGCCGGGCUGCAGCCGCGCCUGCCUCCGCCGCGGCGGGCGGCUCGGCUCGGCGGGGCCGGCGCCCAUGGCGUGCCUGCCCGGCGGGGACAGCCCGGGCUCCGCCGCCCGCCGGCUCUACUCGAGAAUGGAGGCAUCCUGCCUGGAACUGGCCCUGGAAGGGGAGCGCUUGUGCAAGGCUGGGGACUUCAAAGCUGGGGCAGCCUUCUUCGAAGCAGCAGUGCAGGUGGGGACAGAGGACUUGAAGACUCUCAGUGCCAUCUACAGUCAGCUGGGCAAUGCCUAUUUCUACCUAAAGGAGUACUCCAAGGCCCUGGAGUACCAUAAACAUGACCUUACCCUGGCCAGAACCAUUGGGGACCGCAUUGGAGAAGCCAAGGCAAGCGGCAACCUUGGGAAUACAUUGAAAAUACUUGGGCAGUUUGAUGAAGCUGUUGUUUGUUGCCAGAGACAUUUGGACAUUUCUCAGGAGCAGGGAGAUAAGGUAGGUGAAGCCAGAGCACUCUAUAAUAUAGGAAAUGUUUACCAUGCAAAGGGAAAGCACUUGUCUUGGAACAUGGCCCAAGACCCCGGCUACCUGCCUCAAGAAGUCAAGGAGACGCUACAGAAAGCUUCAGAAUAUUACGAGAGGAACUUGUCCCUGGUGAAGGAGCUGGGGGACAGAGCUGCGCAGGGCCGUGCUUAUGGCAACCUCGGCAACACCCAGUACUUACUUGGCAACUUCAGUGAAGCUAUAGCCUUCCACAAGGAGCGCCUUGCUAUUGCUAAGGAGUUUGGGGACAAGGCAGCCGAGCGGAGAGCGUACAGCAACCUGGGCAACGCGCACAUCUUCCUUGGGAGGUUUGACAUCUCUGCCGAGUACUACAAGAAAACACUCCAGCUUGCCAGACAACUCAAAGACCAAGCAGUAGAAGCCCAGGCUUGCUACAGUCUUGGAAACACGUACACGUUGCUUCAAGACUACGAAAGAGCAAUCGAGUACCAUCUAAAACAUCUGGUGAUAGCACAGGAGCUGGGAGACAGGGUGGGAGAAGGAAGAGCCUGCUGGAGUCUCGGAAAUGCCUAUGUCUCCCUGGGGAGCCAUGAACAAGCUUUGCACUUUGCAAGGAAACAUCUUGAAAUCUCCCAAGAGAUCGGGGACCGGAACGGUGAGCUGACAGCACAGGUGAAUAUGGCCCAGCUCGAGUCGGCCCUUGGCUUGGGCCCCGGGGAUGAGGAUGUGGGUGCAGCUCAUCACUAUUCUGGCUAUGAAGCACAAGGAGCCCGGCCAAAGAGACUCCAAAGGAACAGCAUGGACAGCUUAGACCUCCUGAAGUUCCCUUCUGAAAAGGACCAGAAUGGGGACAGCCAUCACGUGGGAGAUCUAAAGAUCUCUGGAAAAGAGUUCUUGUCAUUACCUGCAAGGUCAAAGAAAUACCGGGAGCGCCAGUCCAGUUCAGAGAGAAAGUCCCAAGGACCAAGUACAUCACCGCUGGAUACCAGUGAAGUUCGAGUCCAGGUGUCACAGUCGAAAAUCAACCGGACCCCUUCAGAUGAGGAAUGCUUCUUUGACCUGCUGAGCAAGUUCCAGAGCAACCGGAUGGAUGAUCAGCGCUGCCCGUUGGAAGAAUGCCCAUCGGAGGCUGCAGAGGCAGCUGCCACACCAGUCCCUGCCCUGGAAGAAAGGAUAUCACAGUCCUCCUUAAUGGCAUCUCCGCAGACGGAGGAAUUCUUCGAUCUCAUCGCCAGCUCCCAGAGCAGACGGCUGGAUGACCAGCGUGCCAACGUGGGCAACCUGCCAGGCCUCCGGAUAACACACAACAACCUGGGGCACCUGCGUGUGGAGGGGGAUGCCCAGGAGCCCGGGGACGAGUUCUUCAACAUGCUCAUGAAGUGUCAGUCCUCCAGGAUAGAUGAUCAGCGCUGUGCACCACCAGACUCCAUCCCCCGUGGCCCCACCAUGCCGGACGAAGACUUCUUCAGCCUCAUCCAGCGCGUCCAGGCCAAACGUAUGGACGAGCAGCGGGUAGAUUUGGCCUCAGCCCAGGAGGAGGCAGGAGAAGAGCAGCAGAGGCCUGGUUCCAGCUAAGAACUGGGGUUUGGUUUGGGGGGGGUGUUUUGGUUUCAUUUUGUUUUUUAAAAAGGAAAAACGUGUAGGUGGUUUCAAGCCCGAGCGCUCCUGUGCUGCCACAGACUUCUCCCAGGAGCCGCCCAGGGACAGCCCGUCGCGUUGUACCUGGCCGCUCUGCGCAGGCACUGUUACGGGAAGGCCCACCAGACGGGGGAUGGUUUUUACACACGGGGGUUUUUUAGGACUCAUGGCCACUGUAACACUGGGCACGGCCCAAGGGAAGACUUUGGCACAACCCCUUUGCUUAUCACCUGAAAAUCCAGGAACUUGUGCCGUCAGCCAAAGGAGGAGCCCAGAGCGGGUGGUUAACUCCAGUCUUUUAUUUCCACAACACUUUUAAUUUGAUGGGGGAAGGGAAGAGCACCUUUUCCAUUUUUGAAGUCCUCCCGUCUUGCCUGUGUUGCGAGGUGACACAAAUUGCUCUGGAUCCUUCCCUGGAACGUCUUGCUCAGCUUUGUUCUUUCUACAGGAGGAAAUGAGCCCAAGUCAGAGGCUACACCAGUCCUUCUAAACCUCCCCCCCACCCCAGCUGCAGUCCUGGUCCCACACACCUUAAAGUUUAUUUUAGGUUUGACGCAGGUUUAUUUUAGUUUAUUUUAAGACUCUGCAGUGAGCCCUGUGACACCCCCUCCGCUUCCCCAGCCACAGCCCUGUGCAGAGCUGUACCGGCACCUCCUGAGCAGGAGCGCAGCCUUGCUCGCCCCGAGCGUUGGCGGGAUUUGGUUACCUCUGGAGAACAGCUGUGCCGCCCAAGCUGCAGGCCUGAGGCAGGCGGUCUCUCUGCCCAUCUGUUCAGCACAAGGCAAACUCGGGCAACUCGUCGCUGCUGGUGCCGCCGAGCCAGAAGUCUCGGGCAGGACUGUCCUGGGUGCAGGUGAGCGUGCCCGAGGUAGAAGCCUGCAUUCGGCAAUGACCUGCUUUGAGAGCCAGUGAAGUUUUCUGGCCACGCUUGUCAGGAGAGCAAGUAGAACCAUCCCCUCCUCCUUUUUGUGUCCCGGAGCGGUCAGGGGUAACAGCCCUUCCCUCCCCUUGUUCCUCCCCAAACCAGUGCUGAGCUUCUCCCAGUCCCUGCAGAGCUGCUCUCGGCAAAGCGCUCCCGUUUCCCUCGAUCCGUCUCCAAUAAACGGAGCCUGACGAGAGCUCCAGGCUGGGCUGUGGGCUGGGAAGUCGGUUCCACCCCCGAUGCAAGCGCGAGGGUCUGCAUUUGCUUUCAUUCCUUCCCCUUUGGGAAAAGCAAGCCCAGGGAGGAGGGGAGCACCGAUCUAACUUCAGGAGGCGGAGUAUUUUUUUUUGCUUGACCGGAUAGGCUAUCUUGGACUUCAGAAACUCCAGUAAUGAGCUCUGCCAAAGCAGAUACGUUCCUAUAGAGAACAAAUCAGCACUUUCUAUUUGAAAUGCAUUUGAUGGAAACAUUUCCAACCAGCAGUAAGAUGUUUUUAGACCAGUGAUGCUGCUCAUCGGGCAUUUAACCUGCCUGCACUGACCACGUGGCGGGGUAGCUGCAUUUUACCGGCUACCAGGGAGCACUCACCUGCUACGCUGCUGCACGGGCUGCCCGGCCGAGGCUCGGCCUCCUUCCCGGGGCUGCUCAGAGCUCGGGAGAAGGGAUGGGACCUGCCCAGCCACCGACGUACUGACCCAGCUCACGUUUGUAAAGAGGAGGAAAACAUUGAAGCUGAAGAUGACUUGACCAGCCGCAGGCUCGGGCCUGCGCAGCUCUCGGCCAGGUGGUGAACUGCAAUCUGACCGUUAAGCUUUCAGAGGUGUUAAUUAUUUGCCAUAUACUUGAAUGUAUGAGCUUAUUUAUUUUUUACAUGUGCAUUUGCUAAUGUCAUUUUAAUGGGAAAUUUCCAACCCACAGGUACUUUUUUUCUAAAAAAAAAAAAAAAAUAA
Molecule: messenger RNA, 4069 nt
Organism: Phalacrocorax carbo (great cormorant)
Lineage: Eukaryota; Metazoa; Chordata; Aves; Suliformes; Phalacrocoracidae
Source: RefSeq, a predicted model, not a curated record